This is a messenger RNA of Phacochoerus africanus (Common warthog), 1837 nucleotides long. Its product is annotated as keratin-associated protein 16-1. The record is from RefSeq and is a predicted model, not a curated record. Gene Ontology annotation, cellular component: keratin filament. The transcript is spliced from 2 exons. The coding region runs from base 1 to 1530 and encodes 509 amino acids. NCBI's taxonomy places the organism in Eukaryota, Metazoa, Chordata, Mammalia, Artiodactyla, Suidae.
AUGUCUGGAAACUGCUGUUCUAGGAAAUGCCCCUCAGUGCCAGCCAUAUCCCUCUGCUCCACUGAGGUGAGCUGCAGUGGGCCAAUUUGCUUGCCCAGUUCCUGCCGGAGCCAGACGUGGCAAUUGGUGACUUGUCAAGAUAGCUGUGGAUCAUCCAGCUGUGGCUCACAGGGCUGUCAGCCUACCUGUUCUGUGAGCAGCUGUGUCCAGCCCGUGUGCUAUGAGGCCACCAUCUGUGAGCCCACCUGCCCCGUGAGCUGCUGUGUCCAGCCUGUGUGCUGCGAGGCCACCAUCUGUGAGCCCACCUGCCCCGUGAGCUGCUGUGCCCAGCCCGUGUGCUACGAGGCCACCAUCUGUGAGCCCACCUGCCCCGUGAGCAGCUGUGCCCAGCCCGUGUGCUGCGAGGCCACCAUCUGUGAGCCCACCUGCCCCGUGAGCAGCUGUGCCCAGCCCGUGUGCUGCGAGGCCACCAUCUGUGAGCCCACCUGUUCCGUGAGCAGCUUUGCCCAGCCCGUGUGCUGCGAGGCCACCAUCUCCCCUUCCUGCCAACCAGUCCUCUGUGUACCCACUUCCUGCCAGACCAUCCUCUGCAAACCCAGCUGCUGCCAGCCAGCUGUCUGCACUGUGCCUACUUCCUGCCAGCCAGUGAUCUGUGAGCCUGCUUGCUGUCAGCCCGUGUGCCCCAGGCCAAGCUGCUCUCCAUCUGUCUGCUCUGUGCCCAAUAGCUGCCAGUCUGUCUGCUGUGACUCCAGUCCUUGUGAGCCAUCCUGCUCGGAGCCCAGCAUCUGCCAGCCAACCACCGGCGUAUCUCUGGUCUGUGAGCCUGUCUGUGUCCGCCCGGUCUGCUGUGUCCCAAGCCCUUGCGAGCCACCUUGUGUUUCCAGCACUUGCCAGGAGCCCUCUUGCUGCGUCUCCAGCAUCUGCCAACCCAUCUGCUCUGAGCCCAGCCCCUGCUUGCCAAAAGUCUGUGUGCCCAGGCCAUGUCAGCCUACCUGCUACGUAGUUAAGCGCAGUCGGUCCAUCUGCUGUGAGCCCGUUUCCUGCCAGUCUGCAUCCUGUCGACCCCUCUGCAGCCGUCCGGGGUCUUCUGCAUCUGCCAUCUGCCAGCCAACUUGCUCUCGAACUUUCUACAUACCCAGCUCUUGCAAACAACCUUGCACGACUUCCAUUUCCUACCGCCCCAUCUGCCGCCCGAUCUGCUCUGGGCCCGUCACCUACAGGCAGCCAUGCUUGACAUCCAUCUCCUACCGCCCGGCCUGCUACCGCCCAUGUUACUCCUUUCUGCGCCGCCCGGCCUGUGUCACCUCUGUCUCUUACCGCCCGGUCUGCUCCCGCCUAUCUUGUGCCAAAUCCUGCACACGGGAUUGCAAAAAGUCCACUUCCAGUCAACCGGAUUGUGAGUCAACGCCCUGCAAGUCAGAGGUCUCAGAUGCCAGUCCCUGCCAACCCACUGAGGCCAAGCCCACCAGCCCAACCACCCCUGAGGCUGCAUCCAGCCAACCUGCGGCCGCCAAGCCUGCCAACUGCUGACCUGGCCUUGGUCCACAAAUUCCUGCCAUUGGUACCUCCAUGGAAAAUUUGACCUCCAUCCCGAAAGCUCAUUCUGACUUAGAAUCUCUUUCCUUUUGCACCAUCACUCGCCAUCUGCUUCAAAUAACUCAUCAGAAAUGUCAGUGUCCCCACGGUCCAAAUGAAAGCCUCCUGGGAGUGAGCCGGGGGACAUUCUGGGAUCCUGUCUGCUGCUGCCAUCGAGCUGAGAAAGGUUGCUUUGCCACAUCAUCUCAAAUCUCUUUCCUGGCAUAAUUUUUUUUCUGUCCUCAUGAAGAUGCUUCCUUGC